This is a messenger RNA of Oncorhynchus keta (chum salmon), 486 nucleotides long. Its product is annotated as splicing factor 3A subunit 2-like. The transcript is spliced from 3 exons. The record is from RefSeq and is a predicted model, not a curated record. NCBI's taxonomy places the organism in Eukaryota, Metazoa, Chordata, Actinopteri, Salmoniformes, Salmonidae. Bases 1 to 486 code for a protein of 161 amino acids.
AUGGCAGGCCGCCUCGUGGGCUUCAUUCAAGCCCUCGAGGAAACACUGCAGCUUAAUAGGCAGCUAGCUAGCAGUUCCAGCAGAGCUGCCUCUCAACCAUCUGUGACCCCCACAGUUCCCACAGAGCUGCCUCUCCACCAUCCGAACCCCCCACAGUUCCCCAGAGCUGCCUCAGGGCACCAUCCGCAGACCCCCACAGUUCCCCCAGAGCUGCCUCUCAAGCUAUCCGUGACCCCCAGUUCCCCAGGGCUGCCUCUCAACCAUCCUCCGGUCUCCAGUCCGGGGCCCCCAGGUCGGUCUCCAUUCCGGGGGCCCCAGCGAGAGUCCCCAGUCCGGGGCUCGCUACGAGGGUCCCAGUCCGGGGCCCGCUACAAGGGUCCCCAACCCGGGGUCUGCGGCGAGGGUCCCCGCACCAGAAACGGCACCAAAGUGGGGGGAGCCAGGGCGGAGGUGGGUCUACGUCCUGCACCAGAGCCGCCGCCGUAA